AUGUCUAAAGAGUAUACGAUUUUUGUUCUCGAUGCAUCCAAAUCUAUGGAUAUAGCAUCACAAGAAAAUCAAAACAACACUGAUCUUGAAAUAUGUACUGAAUUUGUAUUUGAUUAUUUAAGAAGACAAUUACUUAAGAAUAGAAAACUGGAUAGAUUUGGAUUGAUCUUAUUUUCAUCAAAUCAUAUUGAAGAAUUAUAUGAGAAUAAGCCACUUUCUUUAGAAACAGUAAGAUUUUAUCAUUCACGAGUUAAAUCAUUUCAUGAAAGAGAUUGUAAUUUAGGAAAUGGACGAAAUGAUGUUACAGACGCGUUAAAACUGGCAUUGGAUCAAUUUGAUAAGAAUUUACAUUUGAAAUUUAUAAGAAAUUUAUUCUUAUUGACAAAUGGAGAAUUAUCAUUAGGGAAUGGUCUGAUGAAUAGUGAUUGGCAAUUAUACAAAGAUACAAUCGAACUGGCUAAGAUAGAUAUCACAAUGGGGAUAUGUGAUUUAGAUUCAAACGUAAACAAAUCUACUUCAAAAGAGAAAGUAAUCCAUAUGUUGAAACGUAUAUCUAAAGAAUGGGGAUAUUCCAAAGUCCGUGAUUUGAAACAAUUGACACAUACCCGACCACCGUUGAAAUUAGUUGGUCCAAGAAACGCCUGUACGGGUAAACUCACAUUCGCUACCCAUCAAGAAGCAUUUGGACCAGAUCCAGCAACUGAUAAAGCAGGUAUAAAAAUCGAGAUUCAAGUAUUUCCAGCCGUGAAAUCGGAAUCUCUUCCAAGUGGACAUGAAUAUCAUGUCGACACAGAAAAUGAAACUUUCACGACCAUAAAACGUUCUACUACAUAUUACAUCAAAUCAGGAAAUGAAGAUGAACUAGAAGGUGAAGUUGGCUUACCAGAACAAGAGGAGUCUCAAACGUUGAAGAUUGAACAAUAUGACACGACUCCCGGGUUUAAAUAUUCUCCUAGGGAUGUGAUUGCAUUACAACCCGAAUUACAAACAGUGGCGACAUUACUAUCCAACCCUGGAAUUGAUAUAUUGGGAUUCAUUCCUGAUGAUAAUUUGCCAUCGGCAUAUCUAACUGAUGAAUCAUUCUAUGUUGUUCCAAAUCUGCUGUAUGAAGGGAAGAAUAAGAUAUUGUUUAAUUCAAUGAUUGUAUCCUUGUUGGAAAUGAAGAGUAUUGCUAUUGUUCGAUAUGUCCUGUCUAAUGACAAUGAAGUCAAAAUAUGUGCCGCCUUCCCCCAGAAAGCAGCUUUAGGAGGAAAUAUCGGAUAUACCUUUCUCCUAACGAGACUUGCUAUGAAAGAAGAUGAGAAAAUUGGGAAUUUUCCAAAUUUGACCCAGAAGAAAACUGAGAUCAAGCAAGAAGAUGAGGAUGAAAUUAGGAAAGAAGAGCCAGAUAGGGAUGCAUCUGACGAACUUAUGGAGAAGUUCAUUACUAGCAGGAAGUUACAGGAAAGCAGUCAAUUUGAUCCAACUAUUCUUAAGAAUGGGAAAGUGGGUCUCACCAAGUCAGAAUCAGUAGGUGCACCCUUGAAUGAGGACACAGAUUUGAGUUCCGCACUCUUAGCAUCAAAUCCAGUCGCAAGAAAAUUCAAUUAUUAUCUCCAAAAGAUCAUUAUAAAGUCUCUUGAGAAGGAUUCAUUACUCAAAUUUGUAAGUGAAGACCAGUUCAUUGAGAAUCAUCUUUCGAAAGAUGAAGAAACUACAAUUUUUAAUACAAGAAAUGUACUUGAUAAUCAAUUACUAUAUACAACUGAUGAAACUGACAUUGACGAUAUUGCUGUGAAGUUAAGAAAUGCUCUUAUGGUACAAUACAAGACCCAGAAGAAGCAAGUCAAGCAAAAGGCAGGCCAGAAGUUUGAUUAUCUUAUGCAACCCGAAAAUCCAAUCGAUGCAGAAUUUGAUGAAUUCUUUGAUAUUGAAGAUGUUUUAGGAAACUAA
Molecule: messenger RNA, 1932 nt
Organism: Hemisphaericaspora subhashii
Lineage: Eukaryota; Fungi; Ascomycota; Pichiomycetes; Serinales; Debaryomycetaceae
Gene: YKU80
Product: ATP-dependent DNA helicase
Exons: 1
Coding region: 1-1932 (643 amino acids)
Biological process (GO): cellular response to X-ray; cellular response to gamma radiation; double-strand break repair via nonhomologous end joining
Cellular component (GO): Ku70:Ku80 complex
Molecular function (GO): telomeric repeat DNA binding; double-stranded DNA binding
Source: RefSeq, a predicted model, not a curated record